This is a messenger RNA of Dovyalis caffra, 177 nucleotides long. The record is from the annotation of a GenBank genome assembly. NCBI's taxonomy places the organism in Eukaryota, Viridiplantae, Streptophyta, Magnoliopsida, Malpighiales, Salicaceae.
AUGAAGCCGAAGGAGUCAAGGAGGUUUGGUCAUUUGGGAAGAAGACGAAGCGUGAGGCGUCGGCUAGACGAGUGGAACGUAACGAUAAUAUCAGAGAGAAUUGGGGGAGAAAAAGGCAGAGGAAUUUCAAGGCUUUACGUGCCGUCCACUGACCCAACGGUUCAAACAAACAACUAA